AUGUGUACUAAUGCCUUUGAUCUUCUCCACAUAGAUCUCUGGGGUCCGUUUUCAGUGCCUACUGUGGAAGGUUAUAAGCACUUUCUGACGAUUGUGGAUGAUCACACUAGAGUGACUUGGGUUUACCUGUUGAGAACAAAGGAUGAAGUCUUGAGAGUGUUUCCUGAUUUCCUGCAGAUGAUUGAGAAUCAGUAUGGUUGCAGAGUUAGAGGGGUUCAUUCUGACAAUGCACCAGAGUUGAAGUUUGUAGAUUUAUAUAAAGCUAAGGGAAUCAAGGCUUUUCACUCUUGCCCUGAAACCCCUGAGCAAAACUCAGUCGUCGAAAGGAAACAUCAGCACAUAUUGAAUGUUGCUCGUGCUCUCAUGUUUCAAGCGAAAGUUCCUUUGGAACAUUGGGGCGAUUGCGUUUUGACUGCUGUCUUUCUCAUCAAUCGUUUACCCACUCCUCUGUUGAAGAACAAGAGGCCGUUUGAUAUGUUAACCGGAAAGAAAGCAGAUUAUAAGGGCCUCCGUGUUUUUGGCUGCCUUGCUUUUUGUUCCACAUCUUCAAAAGGACGAAACAAGUUUCAGCCUCGAGCACGACCCUGCGUCUUUCUUGGUUACCCUUCUGGUUAUAAGGGCUACAAAUUAUUGGAUUUGGAGACCAAUAAAGUUCAUAUAUCCAGACACGUUGUUUUCCAUGAAGAAAUCUUUCCCUUUGCGAAAGAUGUACGUGAGCCCUUCCCUGACGUUUUUGAUUCCAUGCCAGAUUCUUCUACGUCUUCUAGUCCUCCUACUCUAGAUAAUGUCAUUCCUGCAGUCGAGAAUGAUGGUGUCGCUCCUGUGGUUGAGAAUGAUGUUCCUAGAGCAGAUAGUUCUACGGAGGAAUCUGUGCAUCGGAAUAAACGAGGUCAUGCGAAGCGCUCAUCCAAAGCUCCUGCUUAUCUUGAUGAUUACUGUUGCAAUAUGGAGAAAGCUGAGAUUCCGUAUCCUCUUGCCAACUAUCUCUCUUAUGCUGAGUUGUCUGAGGAUUACAAAGCCUACAUAUUCUCUGUUAACAUUCACUCUGAACCGAGCUCUUUUGCUCAAGCCAAGAAGUUUGAUGAAUGGCUUGCGGCUAUGAAUGAGGAACUCAUUGCUUUAGAGAAGACAGGAACUUGGGAAAUCUGCUCCCUUCCUGAUGAUAAGCAUGCUAUUGGUUGUCGCUGGGUUUACAAAACCAAACUGAAUGCUGAUGGAAGCCUUGAGCGUUACAAAGCUUGUUUGGUAGCUAAAGGCUACACGCAGCGAGAGGGCAUCGAUUUUGUUGAUACCUUUUCUCCAGUAGCCAAAAUGACGACUGUUAAGACUCUGCUUGCUGUUGCUGCUGCUAAAGGUUGGAGUCUUACGCAGCUUGAUAUUUCCAAUGCCUUUUUGAAUGGAGACCUUGACGAAGAGAUCUACAUGACUCUCUCUCCCGGUUACACUGCUAAGCCUGGUACAACCUUACCUCCUAAUGCUGUUUGUCGCUUAAAGAAGUCCUUAUAUGGUUUGAAGCAGGCUUCUCGACAAUGGUUUAUCAAGUUUAGCUCUGUUCUUCUGCGUUUGGGUUUCAAAAAGUCACAUGCAGAUCACACUCUUUUUGUGAAGCAUGAGGGAGACGUCUAUGUUGCUGUGUUAGUCUAUGUGGACGACAUUAUCAUCACAAGCAACAACGACCCAGCUGUGGACACUCUCAAGGUGAAUUUGACGGAAGCCUUUCGCCUGAGAGACUUAGGUCCACUUCGUUAUUUUCUUGGCCUUGAGAUCGCUCGUUCGGUUAAAGGAAUCUCUGUGUGCCAACGUAAAUACACUUUGGAGUUGCUGGAAGAGGCUGGUCUCACUGAUUGUAAGCCUUCGAGCAUUCCAAUGGAGCCUAGUAUUAAACUGGUUCAAGAUUCUGCAGAGCCAGUCAUUGAUGAUAUUGGUUUGUAUCGCAAAUUGGUUGGUAAGAUGAUGUAUUUGACGAUUACUCGUCCGGAUAUCACUUAUGCCGUCAACAAGCUUUGCCAAUUUGCCUCUGCUCCAAAGCAUUCUCACCUUCAAGCCGCUUUCAAAGUUUUGCGUUACUUGAAAGGAACCGUUGGACUUGGUUUGUUUUACUCUACUGAAUCAAAUCUCGUCCUCACCGGAUUCACUGAUGCUGACUGGCUAUCGUGUCCUGACACUUGUCGUUCUACUUCGGGUUACUGCAUGUUUCUUGGUAAUUCGCUCAUUUCUUGGAAGUCCAAGAAACAGCAGGUUGUCUCCAACUCGUCAGCUGAAUCUGAAUAUUGUGCGAUGGAGUUUGCGUCCCGGGAGGUUGUAUGGUUACGUACUUUGGUUGCUGAGUUUCUUGCUCCUCAGCCCAAACCGGUUCCUCUGUUUUGUGACUCAACGGCAGCGAUUCACAUUGCUAGUAAUCCCGUUUUCCACGAGAGAACUAAGCACAUUGAAGGGGAUUGCCAUCAAGUUCGUGAUCGUAUUUCUGCUGGAUUCAUCAAAACGAUUCAUGUCCGUACCGGCCAACAACUUGCCGAUAUUUUCACGAAGCCGUUGUUUCCGGCUCAGUUCAAUGCCUUACUGUCCAAGAUGGCUCUUAAGUCCAUAUAUGUGCCAUCUUGA
Messenger RNA from Microthlaspi erraticum, 2601 nucleotides. Lineage: Eukaryota; Viridiplantae; Streptophyta; Magnoliopsida; Brassicales; Brassicaceae. The record is from the annotation of a GenBank genome assembly.